AUGUUUGCUGUAAAAGAGAUCAAUAGGAACCCUAGUCUAUUACCCAACAUUACUCUGGGAUUCCACAUCUACAAUGCCUAUCACAGUGAUGAGAGGACCUUGGAGAGUUCCCUCAUGUGGCUAUCAGGCCAGGGACAGACCAUUCCAAAUUAUAGCUGUGAGAAGGCGAAGUCGGUGGUGGUCAUUGGAGGAGCCACUUCUCAUUUAACUGUCUCCAUGGGAAGCCUACUGGAGCUCUAUAAGUUCCCACAGCUCCAUCCCUUUCUGAAGAACCUUCAGUUUAAUGAUAGUACUGGGAAUCUGGUGGCCUUGGAUAAAAAGAGGAACUCUGUGGCAAAUUAUGAUAUUCUCAACUAUGUGACCUUUGGUAAUGAUACCGAAGUCCUUGUGAAAGUGGGAGAGUUUAUUCCUCAGGCUCCACUUGGCCAAGAUUUCAUCAUCCAAGAGAAGGCAGUAGUGUGGUCCGCAGAGCAGAGAAAGCCUCCUCAGUCCAGAUGCAGCAUAAUUUGUGGUCCUGGAUUACAAAUGAAAGCCCAGGAGGGAAAGCCUGGAUGCUGUUUUGAUUGUGUCCCCUGCCCAGAGGGGCACAUUUCCAACCAGACAGAUGCAGAUCAAUGUGUAAAAUGCCCUGAAGAUCAAUAUCCCAAUCAGGGGAGGAAUCAGUGCCUCCCCAAAGUGGUAACCUUCCUGGCAUAUGAAGAGCCCUUGGGGAUGGCUUUGGCUUCUAUAGCUGCUUGCUUGUCUCUCCUCACAGCUCAAGUUCUCUGGGUCUUUGUGAGGCACAAAAAUACCCCCAUUGUCAGAGCCAAUAACCGAGAUCUCAGCUACAUCCUCCUCAUCUCCCUUUUCUUCUGCUUCCUCUGUUCUUUGCUCUUCAUUGGCCGCCCAACUGCAGCCCAUUGCCUUCUCCGACAAACAACCUUUGGAGUCAUGUUCACAAUGGCUGUCUCCACUAUUUUGGCCAAAACGAUCAUUGUGGCUCUGGCCUUCAAAGCCACAAGACCAGGAAGGAGGAGCAGAAAAUGGAUGGGAAGCAGAGCUCCCAUUGCUGUUAUUCUCCUUUGCACUUUGAUACAAGGCAUGCUCUGUGGAGUCUGGCUGCUGCUCUCUCCCCCAUUCCCAGAGGCAGACACACAUUCUGACCGUGAGCACAUUAUCUUGGGGUGCAAUGAGGGCUCCCUCAUUGCCUUCUAUUUUGUCCUGAGCUACAUGGGAGUCUUGGCCCUGGCAAGUUUUGUCGUGGCCUUUUUUGUCAGAAAUCUGCCUGACACAUUCAACGAAGCUAAGUUCAUCACUUUCAGCAUGCUGGUGUUCUGCAGUGUCUGGGUCUCCUUCCUCCCCACGUACCAGAGCACCAAGGGGAAGAUGAUGGCAGCUGCGGAGAUCUUUUCCAUCUUAAGUUCCAGUACUGGAUUACUAGGCUGCAUCUUCAUCCCCAAAUGCUAUGUGAUCCUUCUGCAGCCCCACAAGAACACCAAGAAAACUUUAAAGAAUAAAUUCAGUUCCUAA
Antechinus flavipes (yellow-footed antechinus) is the source of this 1509-nucleotide messenger RNA. RefSeq names its product vomeronasal type-2 receptor 26-like. The record is from RefSeq and is a predicted model, not a curated record. NCBI's taxonomy places the organism in Eukaryota, Metazoa, Chordata, Mammalia, Dasyuromorphia, Dasyuridae. The coding region runs from base 1 to 1509 and encodes 502 amino acids. Gene Ontology annotation, biological process: G protein-coupled receptor signaling pathway. The transcript is spliced from 4 exons. Gene Ontology annotation, cellular component: membrane. Gene Ontology annotation, molecular function: G protein-coupled receptor activity.